Osmia lignaria (orchard mason bee) is the source of this 987-nucleotide messenger RNA. RefSeq lists its product as uncharacterized. The record is from RefSeq and is a predicted model, not a curated record. Lineage: Eukaryota; Metazoa; Arthropoda; Insecta; Hymenoptera; Megachilidae.
UCGGUCCAUCGGCAACUACCCGCAGUAUCAGUAUACGUUUCUUCAACCACCGUUCUUAAUCGUAGACCUAAAAAAAGAAAAAAAAAAAAGAAAUGUCCAUUAAUGUACUGCUGCUGUGUUUAAUCGCGGGAUGCGCUUUGGGGAGCAUCGAGGCAGGUGGUGACGGAGGCUGGCAAGGGGUAGCAAGCAGCGGCGGUUACGAUUCCGGACACGGCAUGGAAUUAGGACACGUAUCAGGGGGAGGACUGUACGAUAGUUUGUCUAGUUACGGUUCCGGUUAUGGUUCUUACGGGGGCGGGGGUUACGAUCAUGGAUUGCACGGAGGACACGUGCAGCAUCACUAUGCACCAGCUGUGCCAGUAAGCGAGCACAUCGAAGUGACGAAACCUAUACCGAUACCAGUCGUUAAAAACGUCGGUGUACCGGUCGCUCACCCGGUGGCGAUAGCAGUGCCACAUCCGGUGGCGGUGGGCGUACCACAGCCAUAUCCGGUUCACGUACCGGUACCAAAGCCGGUCGCCAUUCCAGUGGUGAAGACAAUCGCGAUACCGGUCGAGAAGAAGGUGCCGUACCCUGUGGAGAAGGUGAUACCCGUUCCGGUAGAGAAACACGUGCCCAUACCUGUGGAAAAGCACAUACCUGUGCCGGUGGAAAAACCUUACCCCAUUCACGUGCCGGUUUACAAACACGUGUUCCAUCGGGUGAAGUCUUACGGCCACGGUUGGAGCCAUUAACCGAUUGCGUCAGGGCACCGCCAAAGGAUGCACGCUUACAAGACACGCCUGCGAAUGGAAACAGAAUGCAAUAAAUUCAUCGUGUGUGGCGUUAUGCACGCAUGAAGAUUUUGAUUCGCUUUCUUGAAAGCUCACGAUACUAGAACGCUUCGUCUUUAUUCGAAUCGAAGAGAUCGACGAAGCGUCGACACUUCAUACAAAGAUGAAAGAAUGUCACUGAUAGUUAUUUAUGUCUGUAUGUUUGUUUGUUUUG